AUGGCAAGCUCACCGAGUACAGAUUCUGGCGACAAAGUUAACGAUUUAAGGAACAAAACUGAAGACUUCUUCACGAAUGAAAAUGGCUAUAAAAUUUACUGUAAAUAUUGGUGCAGCGAUAUGAAAUCGCCAAGAGGUCUGGUCUUCAUGUGUCAUGGUGCAGGAGAACAUUGCUUGUACUACACAGAAUUAGCCGAACUUCUCAGAGCCAAGGAAUUGUUUGUUUUUUCUCAUGAUCACCAGGGAAAUGGUCAAAGCGGAGGACCCCGUAUGCACAUCAGUGACUUUAGGCAUUACACCAGGGACGUCUUUCAGCACGUAGACAAGAUCAAGGAAAGGUUUCCUGGCUUACCCGUUUUCAUCAUUGGUCAUUCAAUGGGUGGUGCCAUAUCUAUCCUGGCCGGCCUCGAUCGUCCCGACUACUUCACGGGUGUUGUUCUAAUUUCACCUGCAGUGACUCCUGAACAAGACACUGUUGGCUCGAUCCGGAUUUUCUUUGGAAAAAUUCUGGCCAGAAUUCUGCCACAAUGUCCAGUGUUAUGGCUAAGUAAUGAAGAUAUCAGUAGAGACAAAGCUGUUUGUCAAAAGUACAAGGAUGAUCCAUUGAAUUAUCAUGGAGGGUUGAAAGCACGAUGGGCUCUAAGUAUUUUGUUUGCUCUACAAGAAAUUGAGCAAAAGCUGAGCACAAUCAAGUGGCCCUUCUUGGUCAUGCAUGGGGACUCUGAUAAGAUUGUAAACUCCAAGGGAUCGGAAGCUCUGUACAGGGAAGCUGCCAGUGUGGAUAAAACAAUCAAGAUUUACCCAGGUUGUUACCACCAACCUCAUUUUGAUAUUGAACCUGUCAUUUCUGAGUCUCUGCAAGAAAUUGUUGAUUGGGUGACUAAGCGUCUGCAGUAG
Molecule: messenger RNA, 897 nt
Organism: Candidula unifasciata
Lineage: Eukaryota; Metazoa; Mollusca; Gastropoda; Stylommatophora; Geomitridae
Source: the annotation of a GenBank genome assembly